This is a messenger RNA of Colletotrichum paranaense, 1641 nucleotides long. RefSeq lists its product as uncharacterized. The transcript is spliced from 3 exons. Gene Ontology annotation, molecular function: iron ion binding; monooxygenase activity; heme binding. The coding region runs from base 1 to 1641 and encodes 546 amino acids. NCBI's taxonomy places the organism in Eukaryota, Fungi, Ascomycota, Sordariomycetes, Glomerellales, Glomerellaceae. The record is from RefSeq and is a predicted model, not a curated record.
AUGUUUAUUGUCGCCUUACCAGCCAUUCUCGUCGUGGUCACUCUGACCUUCGGUGUAUUUUACGUACUCGUAGACUACAUCCGUAUCUUGCGGCUCAGACAACGAAUGGCACCUGGGCCGUUCCCGCUACCGCUUUUUGGCAACAUCUUCCACAUCCCAAGCAGCAGACAGUGGAAGAAGUUUGAAGAAUGGUCGCUGAAGUAUCAAUCUCCCAUCAUUACAAUCUGGGAUGGACACACCCCGGUCGUCAUUUGUAACGAUGCUUGGUCUAUGUCUGACCUCUGCGACAAGCGGGCAAACAUCUUCUCAUCUAGGCCUGUAAAGACACUUACCGGAAAGGUCUUUGGCCUCAACAAGUUCAAUCAAGCGGGACUUGCAUAUGGUGAGCAGUGGCGUGUACACCGUCGCUUGACUCACUCUGCUGCCAACGCCCAGGUGGUCCAGGCAUAUCGUACUUCCCAAGCCAAUGAAGCGAAGAUAUUGAUUGAAGACUGUCUGACGAAACCCGAUCGAUUCGUUGACAGUGCCUUACGCUUUACCGUAUCGAUUGUAUCCAUUAUUGCCUGGGGCAGACGCAUCGGGACUGAAUCAGACACAGUCUUGAAGGUAGCUCAAGCAUAUGUCGGUAGCGCCAACCUCGGCUUCCCAGGAAAGACAUACACCGAGGCCAUACCUGCUCUUGCUGAUAUGCCGGCAUGGCUGAAUCCGCUGCCAAACCAACUCAGGAAGCUAGCCCAAACGUCGAACAAGUACUUUUACGCACUUUCCGACGAGGGAUCUAACGCGGUACAAGACAACUUCGCCAAGAGACUACUGAAAGAGAAGGAGGAACAUGGCCUCAGCAAAGUCGAAAUUUCCAACCUCACAGGCAACUUCAUCGGCGCCGGGGUUGACACUACCACUAGCACCAUGCUGACUUUUGUUCUGGCUAUGUGUUUGAAUCAAGACGUUCAAAGCAAGGCGCACGAGGAAAUCGAUCGCAUCGUCGGCCGCGAUCGUUAUCCCGACUGGUCCGACGAAGACAGUCUCCCGUAUUUGGCGGCAGUCAUCAACGAAACACUCAGAUGGCGGCCUGCAUUUGCUCUUGGCGGGCCUCCCCAUGCACCCACCGAAGAUGAAAUCUACAACGGCUUCUUCUUUCCGAGGGGAACAUCGAUCAUCGGAAAUCUCUACGCCAUGCACCGAAACCCGCGGGAAUUCCCCCAACCGCAUCGAUUCUGGCCGGAACGUUUUAUGGAAAGUUUUGAUGGGCCAGCAUAUCCUAACAAACGUGGACACAAUACCUUUGGAUGGGGACGUCGAGUCUGCAGCGGUGAAGCAUUGGCCCAACAAAGCUUGUACUUCACCAUUGUCUCUCUUCUCUGGGCUUUCGAGAUCCGUCCGGGUGUAGACGAAAAGGGCAACGAAGUCGUUUUGGACCCAGAUGCGUACACUGUGUCUCAGGUCAACCGUCCACUGCCUUUCAAAGUUCGCUUUCUGGCUCGAUCCGAGACGAUUGCAACUUUGGUGAGAACUGGUGCGCAAGAGGCGCGCACGCAACUGCGAGCGUAUGACGCAAUUACCAACGUCACGUUUGAGAGUGCGCAGUCUGUCUCCCUUGACAUGCCCAUCGCGCAGGCAGAGAGGGGUUCAAUCGUUUAG